CAUCGCUGGCUAUCACAGGGUUGUUUUGGAGGAAGUUAAAGCAGAUCCCGAAACAGAAAAAGACCCGUCAGGUAACAGUGGGGCAAUAACAGUAACAGCACCCGUAUCGGUAUCCCCGAUUCAGGAUUACUUCACUCAUACACUAGCCUAAGCGAUCCAGUCUUCCGCUGGCGACAGAGGCUGGAGUUAUUGUUUGUUUUUCUCAUAAACAUCAGGCUUGUGUAAGGACACGGUAGCGAUUUAGCUCACAGGCUACACCACAGCGCAAAUACAGACGGAUAUUCGCUAGAACUCCUGCUUUAUAAACCAGCUGUGACACUAUGACAUCAAGGAAGAAAGUUCUUCUGAAGGUGAUCAUCCUUGGAGACUCCGGGGUUGGGAAGACAUCUCUGAUGAACCAGUAUGUGAAUAAGAAGUUCAGUAAUCAGUAUAAAGCUACUAUAGGAGCAGAUUUCCUGACAAAAGAAGUGAUGGUUGAUGACCGACUUGUCACAAUGCAGAUAUGGGAUACAGCAGGUCAAGAGCGGUUCCAGUCUCUGGGUGUGGCUUUCUACCGCGGUGCUGACUGCUGUGUGCUGGUGUUUGAUGUCACUGCCCCCAACACCUUCAAGACACUGGACAGCUGGAGGGACGAGUUUCUGAUCCAGGCCAGCCCACGCGACCCAGAGAACUUCCCCUUUGUGGUACUGGGCAACAAAAUUGAUCUGGAGAAUAGGCAGGUAACAACCAAGCGGGCACAAGCUUGGUGUCAGAGUAAGAACAACAUCCCAUACUUUGAGACCAGUGCGAAGGAGGCCAUCAAUGUAGAGCAGGCUUUCCAGACCAUCGCACGCAAUGCACUCAAACAGGAAACCGAAGUGGAGUUGUACAACGAGUUUCCUGAGCCAAUUAAACUGGACCGGAACGAUAGAGCCAAGCCAUCAGCAGAGACUUGUAGCUGCUGAGGACCUCCAGGGGGCGCAAUGUUUCACUCUCAGCCUCUCUGGCUUUGUCUCUGCCUCACUCCCUCUCUCUUGCGUUCUUUCUUUCACCCCUCCCUCCCUCCCUCCCUCCCUCCCUCCCUCCCUCUUUAUCUCCUUUCCUCCCUUUACUCGAUAUAAUCACUGGCCUUUGUAGACGAGCAGACUUCCUCUCAUUCAGUAUCCUACAAAGUUCGCAUUCACAGCCUUAGACACAACACACACACCCACAUAUGCUCCAGAGGCUCAAUUUCCGUACACGAAUCCCGACGCUGCGCACCAGUUCUGCAGAAUCCUCGCCCACGUAAAAAGUCUUCACAACACUUGAAUGGCUCUUGAGACAUUUUAUAUGAUCCCAUCCCGCAGUGCAAUUGAAAUACGUGUGAUGUGAACGCUGAAAGAUGGGGGGGGUGUAUUAGAGCAUUAAAGCCGUAUGUUGGUACCAGAACUACCCGUCAUAUUCUUCAUCGUUCUGCUUGAAAUAAAAUGGCAGCCUGGCAUAAAGCAUGCAACAUUUGCCUCUCGAAGUCGUGAACCCGAAAACGCUCCUCAGUUUUUGAGGUCCCGAAGCACUGGAGGUCUAACACUGCCCCCACUGUUACAACUGAGAACUGCAAUCCAGCAUACGCCCAAACGCUGUCCUCGAAAUGGAAAACGAAAACAUGAAUUCCCAACCAAGUGAUGGGAAAUUUAGAUAUUACAUCUAAAUUAUCUACAAUUCAUAUUAUGACAAUUAGUAUUUUUUUUAAUCAUCAAUCCUCAUGUCAGCAUGACCGAAUCACCGCGAGUCUGCCAUGAACAAGUAGUGGCGUAGGCCAUCUCUUGUCGUUUUUGUUUUUGUUUUUUUCAUUAAUUUCUUGCCUGGACUCUACCAGUAGCUCAGGAUGGUAGAGAAUUUAAGUGCUCAGUAUCACUUGGAUAUUUUCCUGUCUGUUCAUUAUUAUUGUAAUUAUUAUGAUCUUUGUUGCAUUAUAUACAAAUAAACACAACUAGACACCAUUGGGGGAAAACUGAAUUGUUAAUGACAUUUAAUGAAGCAAAAUGCACAGCAUACAUUGUUCAAGAUAAAUGUAUUUCAAAGUAAUAAUGGAAAUAAAAUUAAGUUGUUGAGUAAA
Megalobrama amblycephala (Wuchang bream) is the source of this 2074-nucleotide messenger RNA. RefSeq names its product RAB7a, member RAS oncogene family (gene rab7a). Gene Ontology annotation, biological process: endosome to lysosome transport; phagosome-lysosome fusion. Bases 321 to 944 code for a protein of 207 amino acids. Gene Ontology annotation, cellular component: phagocytic vesicle; late endosome; lysosome. The record is from RefSeq and is a predicted model, not a curated record. NCBI's taxonomy places the organism in Eukaryota, Metazoa, Chordata, Actinopteri, Cypriniformes, Xenocyprididae. The transcript has 6 exons. Gene Ontology annotation, molecular function: GTP binding; GTPase activity.